AAUACUAUAUGCUCCUAACCUACUAAUCUAAUUAAGUUCAUUUUUCAAAAACACGAUAAAAAUUGUUCUGAUUAUUAGCAGUUCAACGGGACCCCUCGAAUCAGACAAAGAAGGAAGAGUUGGGCCCCGUUGAGUUCUUAUGUUUUCACGUCUAUAACUCAGUUCAUCCAAUUUCUACAGGGAUGAACCUAAUCCUGAAUAUGAACCAUAAAAGAAAAUACCUAUUAAACCGAUCACAAGAAUACCAGCUACAGUACCUAUUACCCAAAGAGGAAUCCUUCCAGUAGUAUCAGCCAUUUAUCCUGCUUCCCUCCACAUUUCAUCGAGUGGUCAUGCUAGAAACAUAAACAGUCAGAGAUAAUUAUGAUAUAUAAUCCAUCCGAAUGGGAUAAGAAAACGAAUGGGAUAAGAAAAUUACUACUCUUUGUUUUUUAUUUUAUUAUUCUACGCUCUUUUCUUAAUUUUACUUAAUUUUAAUUGAAGAAAUAAUUUGAAAAUAAAACAGCAAGUACAAAAAUGAGUAAUAACCCCCAAUAGAGACUGGUACGAUUUAAUUCAACAUUUUGUUCGUUCGGAUUUGAUUGUGUCAUAGCUCUAUAAAUAAUUGAAUUCGGUUUAUCGUUGGAUGAACUGCAUUGCUGAUAUUGACCCCAAAAAAGAAACGGUAGGUACAGCUAGUCCAUGAACAGCCAACCAGCGCACUGUAAAAAUUGGAUAGGUCCUAUCUAUAGUCAUUGGGUCCUCCUAAAAAGAUCUACUAAAUUCGUCGAGUUGUUCCAAAGAAUCAAAACGGCCUGUUAUUAAUGGAAUGCCCUGUCGGCUCUCUGUAAAAUACUCGUUUGGACGAGGGCUCCCAAACACAUCGUAAGCUAAACCGGUGCUGACGAAUAACCAGCCCGCAAUGAAUAGGGAAGGUAUAGUAAUGCUAUGAAUGACCCAGUAUCGAAUACUGGUAAUAAUAUCAGCAAAAGAACGUUCUCCUGUGCUUCCAGACAUACUGAACUCCAGAUAUUCUUGUAGGGAAUCGAUUCUGUAAAAGAUGAAUCAGUAAAUUCAAAUUCACUGAGAUUACAUCUUUGUGAGAUCGUCAAUAAAGUACCAAGGGUAUUUUUAGAGUCUACCGAAUCAGUAUAGCUAUCCUUCUUCUGACACAGCAACGCAAUUUGAAUUAGUAUAGAACUGAAGUGUUAGAUAAUUUAUUUCGUUUUUUUUUUUGCUUGUCGAUGUAUAACCAUGUUCCACUUCUUCAAAUUCCUGUAUCUGUAAUCUAUAGGGGCUUUGAUCCUUUAUUUGUUUUGGACUAGAAAAUAAACUAAAGAUUAGAUAAAAUGAAAAUUCAAGAGGGUGGUUUCUAAUUCUAAUAAUUCAUUAAGGAAAUUCUCAUAUUGUCCCAAGUCAAUUGAAUCCAAAACCCAUCAAUUUCAUUUUUGUUGCAUAUGCAUAAUUGUAGAAGAUAUUUUUUUGUAAUGAUAAUGUGACCCCCCCCCGUUUUUGCUUUUUAUUUCAUUUUAUUUUAAGGAAUUAAUUUCCAGUAACAAGAAAAGGAAGAAUAGUUUUGGAUCAAUUCAAAAGAACAACAAAUAAUAAAAAAAUAAUAAUACUAAAUCUUUGGAAUGCGUGCAUUGUUUUGUUGUAUUCAAUUUAAAGGUUUUUUCUUUCUUUAACUAACUACAAAGAUGAUGGGUUUUUCACUCUAUUUUCUAUAUAAUAUCGAAAGAAAAAAACCUAAAACCUAGAAAGGAAACGAUAAUAGAAAUUGCUAAUUACAAGUUUUAAAAAUCUAGUUAAAAUAAAUAACUCUUUUUUUGACUGAUCUCGUUCUCCGUGUAGGAUACUGCUUUUUGGUUUAAUUUCAUAGAUUAAAUGAAGAAAACUGCUCUACUAUAUUAAUCUACUUUAUUCAAAAUUGAAUUUAUUUCAAUUUGAAUAAAUGUAGAAGGGGGCAUAUUCUAGGUUCUAAGGUCACUUAAAAAAAAAAGAAUCAAACAACUUUUUUAAAAAUUUUUACAUGUUUAUUCAAAAAAAGUUCUAUGUUUUAACUGAAGUUAUAUAAUAGAGUUAUUUUUUUAUGUAUUAUUUUUUCUUAUUAAUUUCUUAAAGAGUUUUUCAAUGAAUCAGUUACGUGAAUUCUGAAUCCUGAGAUGGUGCAGAUGCCAAAGACGAUGAAUUUCGUUUUUUCUUUUUCUCUAUUUUUGUUCAUACCACCGAUAAUGCUUGAUAACUCACAAAUUUUCAAUUUAAUUUUUUGAUUCUUGGAACUAGUAUUUGUAUCUAUCUUUACUUUAAAAAAUUUUUUUAUUGAAACUUCGGGAAGUACUUUAGAAACAUAUGUAUAAAAAAACAUAUUUUAUUGAGUCCCUUCAUGCCUACUAUAACUAGUUAUUUCGGUUUUCUACUAGCAGCUUUAACUAUAACCUCAGUUCUAUUUAUUGGUCUAAGCAAAAUACGACUUAUUUGAAAUUAAUUGAAUGAAUCUUUUUUGAUCAAAAAAGAUUUAUAUGGUAUUUCAUAUGUUCGAUAGUUCCUUACCGUGUUAAUUACCCAAUUUUGGUCAUUGAGAUUCGUCGGCAAUACAGAUUAAGAGCUAGGAAUAGAUAGUACCUCUCUUUUCUCCCUUUCAAAAAUGAAAACAAAAUAAAAUUGAAAUGAUUGAAGUUUCUUUAUUUGGAAUCGUCUUAGGUCUAAUUCCUAUUACUUUGGCUGGAUUAUUCGUAACUGCUUAUUUACAAUACAGACGUGGUGAUCAGUUGGACUUUUGAUUAAUUAACAUCUCUUUUUUUUGACUGACCUCCUUCUUGCUUUCAUAUGCGGGAGGUCGAAUUCAGAUUGCUGCUCAAUUAUUUGCGAACAGUGGAAUUUUGACACAAUCUAAUAAACAAGAGUGACAUCACGCUCUGUAGGAUUUGAACCUACGACAUUGGGUUUUGGAGACCCACGUUCUACCGAACUGAACUAAGAGCGCUUUUCUUGUUUUUUAUAAAAAAACGAAAAGGCUAGAAAGAGGACAUUCUUUAACUCGAAUCGAUUUUGUACGUAUAUACUAUAUCAUAGUAUAUCAUAAAAUUCAGAAUUAUAUGUAUGUCCAAUUUUAUUAAAAAAAGAUAAAUCUAAAAUGGAUUCCUCGUUACUGCUCUUCUGAGCAGUAAUUAGGUAGGGAUGACAGGAUUUGAACCCGUGACAUUUUGUACCCAAAACAAACGCGCUACCAAGCUGCGCUACAUCCCUUUCGAUUGGUUUACAGUGUCAUUGUAAACAAUUCCUAUCUUGUUUUCCACAUCCUUCUUUUUUUUUUGUUUCAUAUCAGAUAACAAACAUAUAUAUAAGUAUAAUUAAAAAAAUUACUUUUUUUAGGCAAAUCCUAUCAAUUUCAAAUUUACAUAAAAAGGCGUUUCCAUUUGAAAAUGGAAUCUAUAAGAUCGUUCUAGUAGACAAUAUUUCAAUUCUAAUUUUGAAAAUGGGGGGUUACAUAUACAAAUACAAGAACUUCUUAACUACAUGUACAUCUAUAGUUAUAUAUAUUACUAUAUAUAUUGUAAUACAAUAAAGAAGAAAGAAGGAGGAUUUCAAAUGCGAGAUCUAAAAACAUAUCUUUCCGUAGCACCGGUACUAAGUACUCUAUGGUUCGUUUCGUUAGCAGGUUUAUUAAUAGAGAUUAAUCGUUUAUUUCCAGAUGCAUUAACAUUUCCCUUUUUUUAAUUCUAGUUAUUAACAUCAGAAAGGAUAAAAAAAUUUAGAGAUACGAUCAACGAUCGGGGAAUAACCCCCCCUUUUUUUUCUAAUUCUAAAAAAAGAAUUAGAAAAAAAAAGGGGGGCCGAAAGGUCAUAAAAACGAGGGUUCAGGAUCCAAUUAAAAAAAAAGUGUUGCUAGGGAAAGAGUAUCCUACGAGAUACUUAAAAAAAAUACUGUACAAAGAUUUGAAAUAUAGUUUUCAAAAAAUCAUUAUAUUACUUAUUAUUUUCUUUUUAUUUAAUUACUAAUUAAUAUUCAUUGCAACGAAAUAUUUAAGACAUUUUUUUGAGUUAAUUAACAGCUUCUAUUUUUUUUGUUCUUGUUCUUUAUGGACCCUAAAAUUAAAAUAGAAGAUUGGGGGUGAAUCAUAAAUCCAAAGGAGGUUUCAUGGCCAAAGGUAAAGAUGUUCGAGUAACAAUUAUUUUGGAAUGUACCAGUUGUGUUCGAAAUGAUAUUAAGAAAGAAUCGGCUGGAAUUUCCAGAUAUAUUACUCAAAAGAAUCGGCAUAACACUCCUAGUCGAUUGGAAUUGAGAAAAUUCUGUCCCUAUUGUUAUAAACAUACAAUUCAUGGGGAAAUUAAGAAAUAGAUAAAAUUGAGUGCUUGUAUGUCAAAUUUUAUUUUAAGAACAGGAAUAAUGAGAGUAUCUACGUAUUAUUACAUAUAUAUAAAUAUAAACAAAUAAAAUAAUAGAAAGAAAUCAAAUCCUAUAUUCUUAAUUCUAUAUAGAAACUCUAUCCUAUAUAGAAAUAGCAAUCGUUUUUAUUUUGAUCCGAUCAAAAAUAGGAUUUUAUAGGUAAGGAAUAAAAAAUUAUGAAUAAAUCUAAGCGACCUUUUACUAAAUCCAAGCGAUCUUUUCGUCGGCGUUUGCCCCCGAUCCAAUCGGGGGAUCGAAUUGAUUAUAGAAACAUGAGUUUAAUUAGUCGAUUUAUUAGUGAACAAGGAAAAAUAUUAUCUAGACGGGUGAAUAGAGUAACUUUAAAACAACAACGAUUAAUUACUAUUGCUAUAAAACAAGCUCGUAUUUUAUCUUUGUUACCUUUUCUUAAUAAUCAGAAACAAUUUGAAAGAAGUGAGUCGACCCCUAGAACUACUAGCCUUAGAACCAGAAAAAAAUAGACUUAUUCUUCAAUUGAAUAACUAAUCUGAAGGAAUUAAAAAAGAGGUUAAUAUUUUGUUCGACAAAUCCAAUCAAGAAUCAAAAUUUGAUUGUUACGUCUGUUUCUGUCAUAAAAAAAAAAAAAAAGAAAAGAAUCGUCGAAAAGAAAAAGAAUAAGUCUUUUUUUAGCGACUAUAUACCCUCGUUUUGUUUUGACGACUUUUUUUAUAAUACUAAUUUCUACUCUACCCUCCCCGAGCUUAUUCUACUUAAGAACUCUAUUUCAAAUAUUUUAGUGGAUUUCUUCCAAUCCCCUCAUUUUUUGAUCUCAUUUGAAAUCGUAUAAAGACAACUCCUAUUUAAUAGAGCUAUUUGUGCAAGUAUUUUUCGAUUAAGAAGUAAUUGCUUCUUGUACAGAUUGUGUAUGAAUCGGUUAUAACUAUAGAAUACCUCCGUUUCGUGAAUUACGGCAUUUAUUCGAGUGAUCCAUAAACGACGAAAAUCUCUUUUUCUUUUACCCCUAUCCCGACGAGCCGAAACUAAAGCUCUUAUUCUCUGUUGAGUCAUAGUUCGUGUAAGUCGUGAAUGAGCCCCUUGAAAGCUUGAUGCAAAUAAACGAAGUUUUGUUCUACGCCUCCGAGCUAUAUAUCCGCGUUUAAUUCUAGUCAUUGAAUAAAUCAAACUUUGAUGAAUAACUAAUUCUUUUUUUAGUUUUAGUUAUUCUUUUCCCCUUUACUAGUCAUUAAUAACCAAACGAAUUAUUCCAAUGUAUAAAAAAAAAUUCCAAUGGCUUUUGCUACUCUAACCUUCCCCACCACUAUUUUUGGCUAGGUAUUUUCCUUUGCUUUGAAAGGAUAAAUUGCCUUGGUACUUGAUAUAAAAAAAAUAGAAUAACUACAAAAAGUAGUAAAUAGAAAUGGAUAAAUAGUGGGUUCCUUCGUUUCUAUGGUUACUUCUAAAACGGUGAGGUCCUCUCUAUACACCGGAGCUCCUUCUUUUAAUUAAUCAAUACUAUUGGUAACUUGUACAAUUCACAUUCUUUGGCUCUACCCCAUUAAUAUUCCAGUAAUAGAUCUUUCACAAUGAGAUCCACUUUAUACAGUAACGGUAUUUUAUUUUAAAAUUGAUUUGGUCAUUUACCCUGUUAGUCCGUUUUUUCUUUCAAGAGUGGAAUCUUUUUAAUAAAAAAUGGGAUUUCCCCCGCUUAAUUGAUAACCAUUUGUUAUCAUUGGGGGUUUUCUAAAAAAUGGAGUUGAUUGGAUUUGCACCAAUGUAAACCAUAAGUUUCAGACACAAUAGAAGAUAUGAAUGAUCUAUCUUUUUGAAAUAAUGAAUCGAGUUCCUCCAUUCUAUUUUAUUAACAGGUACUGAUCCUUGAUAUUUCAAAAAGAAUUUCCUUUUUGUGUUUCAGUCUAUGAUCUAAACGAGUCGCACAUACACCCGAGUACAUGUUCCUCGUCGCUGAGGGCAUCCCCGAAGCGCUGGGGAUUUUGUGACAUUUCGGAUUGGCUGUCUUGUAUUUCUAAUAAGUUGUUUAAUGGUUGGCAUACGGAAUCAUAUAAAUAAUGGGCUGGUUUAGAUGGGUUCUAACCGGCUAAUUCUGAAUUACUUCUCUUCAAGAUUCUCUUCAAUAUAAAAAAAAUAUAUUGAAGAGAAUAUGAAACUAAACCUUUAAUCUAAAAAGAUAUAAAAUUAGCAGUGGUAGAUUUGCAUGAAAUCGCUCCUAUUUUUAUUGAACCGCUACAAGAUCAACAAUGCCAUGAGCUUGGGCUUCUGUUGCUGACAUAAAAACAUCCCUUUCCAUGUCUUCGGAUACAACCCAUAUAGGUUUGCCCGUUCUUUGUACAUAAACCCUUGUGAUGGUUUCGCGAAGUUUUAGUAGUUCUUCCGCUUCCAAGAUAACUUCUCCCGUUUGUGCCUCAUAAAACGAACUAGCGGGUUGAUGGAUCAUUACCCUGAUGAUAUAAUAGAAAAGCUUUUUCUAUUUCGCAGAAUGAGGCGAGAUAACCAAAAAAACAGAGAAAUUUGAAUAACCGUACAGGCUUUUUUUGUGCGUUGCAUACGGCUCUAGAAUGGAAUUUACGUUUUUGACCUUUCCUUUCGGCGAAAGAAAACAAAAUAUAGGUUCUAUUAUACGCGGAUCCAUAAAUGAUCCAAUUACCAUCCUUCUUUUUUGUUUUGUAGGAGUUAAAAAAAUACUAUGAUGGUUCCGUUGCUUUAUAUAUCAUUUUUUUUGAUCCGUCUAUGAUUCAGCAAUCCCAAAGUGUCUUUUUUUUUGUUUUUGUAAAUAAGCUUCCGGUGUGAAAACAAAGUUUGUGACGCUGGGAUGUGCCCGAAUAGGGAAGAUAUCAUUUUAAAUACCCCUUUCUUAUCCCAUACUACUCUUUCAAUAUAUAAUCUAAUUUUUUUAAUCUAAAAAAUUUCAUAUCGAAUUCGAAGUGCCAUGCUAUUAUUACUUAACUAAUUCAUAUUUCCGAGGGCGAAGGCAUAGUAUUUUUUCUCUAAAAUAAAAAAACUCAUUGGCGCCAAGCGUGAGGGAAUGCUAUACGUUUGGUAAUUUCUCCUCCGACUAGGAUAAAGGAUGCUAUUGAAGCGGCCAAUCCCAUGCAUAUUGUCUGUACAUCGGGUCGCACAAAUUGCAUAGUAUCAUAAAUAGCCAUUCCAGAUAUUACCCAUCCACCAGGAGAGUUUAUAAACAAAUAAAGAUCUUUGGUAUCCUUUUCUAUACUGAGAUAUAUCAUAAGACUAAUAAGUUGAUUCGAGAUUUCGGUAUCAACCUCUUGGCCUAAAAAAAACAAUCUUUCUCGAUAAAGUCGGUUGAUUAGGAUAAAAUUUUAUUCCUUAGGAGCCGUACAGGCACCUUUUGAUGCAUACGGUUCAACAAAAAUUGUUAAAAAAUCAAUGUGUCGAUUCCAACCCCCCCUUUUUUUUCAGAGAAGGCUUUUCUUUCUAACUUAAUAAGGGAAGGGCUUGCUUCCCUUUUAAAAGUAAAAGAAAAAAUAAAUAAGUUUUGGCCCCUUUUAUUUAUUAGAUAUUAUAAUCCUAAUAAUAAAAUAAUAAAACGAUUGAUUAGGCCUGUCAGACUAACUUGAUUCAUUGAUAUUUUUUUUUCAUCGAGAUUCAGUUGAAAUGGGGAUGGUUUUUUCUUGUUCCUGAAUGGGCUUCUUCCUUUUUUUAUUCCGUUUUUUUAGGUUUAUGCUCUACUCCGAGUAAAAGGAAAAAUUUGCCCGAUUUUGAUUUGCACAUAUAGGACAAAUGAACCAAAUACCGCGUCUUUUUUUUUUUUACUACUCCUUCUUUUUUUUUCAAUUCAUUUCUUUCACAUGUCUUCUGUCAAAUAGUCAAUAAAUUUUUAAUUAUAUUAUUUUAUUUGAUCAACAGUUUUAGAUCACCCUGUUUCAAUUUUUUGUAUUUUUUUUAUUUUUUAAUAGAAUUUUUAUCAUAAUUUUGAUAUCAUAUUCAUAUCAUAUUAAGUAGUAAUUAUAAAAAUAUUAUAUAUUAAUUAUCAAUUGGAUUUUUGCUAAACGGAGCCUGGAUACUUAAUUUUAUUAGUCCGAUCACGUAAACCAUAAAAAAUUUUUGAUAAUCUAAUAUCAAUCUAAAUACUCCCUGCAUUUAAUUCUAAUUUAUUUUUUGCGCUUCGCGUUACAAAUUUUUGAUAAUUCAAUCAAUCUUUUUGAGCGAAACAGAGGAUAUCUCGAUCGAGGGAGAAAAUGGGGAAAUCCCAUAUAGCCCAAUAUAUCUGACAAGUCGCACUAUAUGUCAACCCAAGAUGUAUCUCCUUCUCCAGGACUUCGAAAAGGUACUUUUGGAACGCCAAUAGGCAUGAAAUGAAAAAAAAAGAGAAUGAAGUUCUCUAUUUCACUUUGAUGUGGAAACGUAAGACUGGGGUUUCAUUUUUUUUUAUCAUAUUAUCCUUUUUUCCUACUUUAUUAAUAUUAAUCAUAUUUAAAUUAAUCAUAUUUAAUACAGAAGUUGAAUAAGCUAAAAUAAAAUAUAAAAUAAAAGUAAAGUAAGAGAGAAUGAAUAAAAAUUAAAGGAAACUUUUUACGAACGGGCUUCUGAACAACAAUAGCUAUCUUGGUUCAUAUAACAUAGGAUUCACCCCCAUUGCGUAUUGGUACUUAUCGGAUAUAGAAUAGAUCCGCUUCCCUUUUUUCCUAUGAAUCGAAUUGUUCCAUUAUUACUAACAGAAUAGAACAAAUAUUAAUCCUUUCUCCGAAAUAAUUACCUAAAAAGGGGGGGUCCGUAACAUAGUUUUUUCCAAUGCAAUAAAGUUACAUAGUGUCUAUUUUUCAUUGAUAAAGGGGUAUUUCCAUGGGUUUGCCUUGGUAUCGUGUUCAUACUGUUGUAUUGAAUGAUCCCGGUCGUUUGCUUUCGGUUCAUAUAAUGCAUACUGCUCUGGUUGCUGGUUGGGCCGGUUCCAUGGCUCUAUAUGAAUUAGCUGUUUUUGAUCCCUCCGACCCUGUUCUUGAUCCAAUGUGGAGACAAGGUAUGUUCGUUAUACCUUUCAUGACUCGUUUAGGAAUAACCAAUUCAUGGGGCGGUUGGAAUAUUACAGGAGGGACUAUAACGAAUCCGGGUCUUUGGAGUUACGAAGGGGUAGCCGCAGCACAUAUCGUGUUUUCUGGCUUGUGCUUCUUGGCAGCUAUUUGGCAUUGGGUAUAUUGGGAUCUAGAAAUUUUUUGUGAUGAACGUACAGGAAAACCUUCUUUGGAUUUGCCCAAGAUUUUUGGAAUUCAUUUAUUUCUUUCAGGAGUGGCUUGCUUUGGUUUUGGCGCAUUUCAUGUAACAGGAUUAUAUGGUCCUGGAAUAUGGGUAUCCGACCCUUAUGGACUAACCGGAAAGGUCCAACCCGUAAAUCCGGCGUGGGGCGUGGAGGGUUUUGACCCUUUUGUUCCGGGAGGAAUAGCCUCUCAUCAUAUUGCAGCAGGGACGUUGGGUAUAUUAGCGGGCUUAUUCCAUCUUAGUGUUCGUCCGCCUCAACGUCUAUACAAAGGAUUACGUAUGGGAAAUAUUGAAACCGUCCUUUCCAGUAGUAUUGCUGCUGUCUUUUUUGCAGCUUUUAUUGUUGCUGGAACUAUGUGGUAUGGUUCUGCAACUACUCCCAUCGAAUUAUUUGGUCCUACUCGUUAUCAAUGGGAUCAGGGAUACUUUCAACAAGAAAUAUAUCGAAGAGUUAGUGCCGGACUAGCUGAAAAUCAAAGUGUAUCAGAAGCUUGGUCUAAAAUUCCUGAAAAAUUAGCUUUUUAUGAUUAUAUUGGUAAUAAUCCAGCAAAAGGGGGAUUAUUCCGAGCGGGUUCAAUGGACAAUGGGGAUGGAAUAGCUGUUGGAUGGUUAGGACACCCCGUCUUUAGAAAUAAAGAAGGGCGUGAACUUUUUGUACGCCGUAUGCCUACUUUUUUUGAAACAUUUCCGGUUGUUUUGGUAGACGGAGACGGAAUUGUUAGAGCCGACGUCCCGUUUAGAAGGGCAGAAUCUAAAUAUAGUGUCGAACAAGUAGGUGUAACUGUUGAGUUUUAUGGUGGUGAACUCAAUGGAGUAAGUUAUAGUGAUCCCGCAACUGUGAAAAAAUAUGCUAGACGGGCUCAAUUGGGUGAGAUUUUUGAAUUAGAUCGUGCUACUUUGAAAUCCGAUGGUGUUUUUCGUAGCAGUCCAAGAGGUUGGUUUACUUUUGGGCAUGCUUCGUUUGCUCUACUUUUCUUCUUUGGACACAUUUGGCAUGGUUCUAGAACCCUCUUCAGAGAUGUUUUUGCUGGUAUUGAUCCAGAUUUGGAUGCUCAGGUGGAAUUUGGGGCAUUCCAAAAACUUGGAGAUCCAACUACAAAAAGACAAGCAGUCUGAUGCAACAUUGCUUUUUUCUUUUAGUUUCUGUUUGCGAUUUUUUUGAUUUCAUUUAAUAGGUAGGGUACUGUAGGAAUCUUGAUUUAAAUCGCUGCCGUUUCUUUGACUCUUUUUUGUUCUUUAUCCGGAGGUAUACUCCUUCAGUAAACAUAAACAAAACAGGUAUGAAAGCUAUAAUUGUAAACCACGAUCAAAUUUAUGGAAGCAUUGGUUUAUACAUUUCUCUUAGUAUCGACUUUAGGGAUCAUUUUUUUCGCUAUUUUUUUUCGGGAACCGCCUACAAUUUCAACUAAAAAAUGAAAUAAUUUUUCAUUCUCUUCAUUGACGUAAUCAGCCUCCAACUAUUUGGAGGCUGAUUACGUCAACUAGUCCCCGUGUUCCUCGAAUGGAUCUCUUAGUUGUUGAGAGGGUUGCCCAAAGGCAGUAUAUAGAGCAUACCCAGUAAAACUUACAAGUAACCCAGAUAUAAAGAUGGCGACUAGAGUUGCUGUUUCCAUUAUUAUAUAAUUGAAAGACCACAAUGGAUCUAUGCUAAGAUCGUUUAUUUACAACGGAAUGGUAUACAAAGUCAACAGAUCGUAAUGAAUACAAAAUAAGAUUUAUGGCUACACAAACUGUUGAAGAUAGUUCUAGAUCUGGUCCAAGAAGCACUACUGUAGGGAAGUUAUUGAAACCGUUGAAUUCUGAAUAUGGUAAAGUAGCUCCUGGAUGGGGAACGACCCCUUUGAUGGGUGUUGCAAUGGCACUAUUUGCGGUAUUCCUAUCUAUUAUUUUGGAGAUUUAUAAUUCCUCUGUUCUACUGGAUGGAAUUUCAAUGAAUUAGACUGAGAAGAAUCUUGAAGUGCUAGCUUUUUGUUCGAUACAAAAAAGUAAAGUAUGUAGGUCUAAAAUUUUGCACCUAUUCUCCUUUGGUAGUUCGACCGCGAAAUUUUUUUCUGCAUUGUAUAUUUCCGGAAUAUGAGUAAAGUUUAUGAUUGGUUCGAAGAACGUCUUGAGAUUCAAGCGAUUGCAGACGAUAUAACUAGUAAAUAUGUUCCUCCGCAUGUCAACAUAUUUUAUUGUCUAGGAGGAAUUACCCUUACUUGUUUUUUAGUACAAGUAGCUACGGGAUUUGCUAUGACUUUUUAUUACCGUCCAACUGUUACUGAGGCUUUUGCUUCUGUUCAAUAUAUAAUGACUGAAGCUAACUUUGGUUGGUUAAUCCGAUCAGUUCAUCGAUGGUCGGCAAGUAUGAUGGUCCUAAUGAUGAUCCUGCACGUAUUUCGUGUAUACCUCACCGGUGGUUUUAAAAAACCUCGCGAAUUAACUUGGGUUACUGGUGUGGUUCUGGGUGUAUUGACCGCAUCUUUUGGUGUAACAGGUUAUUCUUUACCUUGGGAUCAAAUUGGCUAUUGGGCAGUCAAAAUUGUAACAGGUGUACCUGACGCUAUUCCGGUAAUAGGAUCGCCUCUUGUAGAAUUAUUACGCGGAAGUGCUAGUGUUGGACAAUCCACUUUGACUCGUUUUUAUAGUUUACACACUUUUGUAUUACCUCUUCUUACGGCUGUAUUUAUGUUAAUGCAUUUCUUAAUGAUACGUAAGCAAGGUAUUUCUGGUCCCUUAUAAAUAAUAUAGAUUCUAGAUAUUUUUAAUUACUAAUUUAUCUUAUUACUUGGUGAAGGAACAAUCGUAUUUUAUUGCUAUAAAUAUGGAUUAUUAAAAAAAUAAGACAUGUAUUUGGAUAUUUCCCUUCAACUCCACAAUAUUGUAUUAUUUUUUUGACAUAAAAAGUUGAAGGGAAUUCUAUGAAGAGAAAAUGGAUUAUGGGAGU
This is a messenger RNA of Brassica napus (rape), 12482 nucleotides long. RefSeq names its product photosystem II CP47 reaction center protein. Gene Ontology annotation, molecular function: chlorophyll binding. Lineage: Eukaryota; Viridiplantae; Streptophyta; Magnoliopsida; Brassicales; Brassicaceae. Gene Ontology annotation, biological process: photosynthesis, light reaction; photosynthesis; photosynthetic electron transport in photosystem II. Gene Ontology annotation, cellular component: photosystem II; membrane. The transcript has 2 exons. Bases 9146 to 10672 code for a protein of 508 amino acids. The record is from RefSeq and is a predicted model, not a curated record.